AUGCACAAGAGCAGUUUCGAAGUCAACAAAGUGUCAGACACAGUGAGCGAGCAAGGCAGUGGAAAUCCAGCACACGAGACAAAACAGAUGCAAAUGAGAAAUUACCGCACGGGCCCCUGCUUCAGCCAGGUGAACAAGCAGAUGUGCCAAGGCCAGCUGAGCGGCAUCGUCUGCACCAAAACCAUGUGCUGCGCCACCAUCGGCCGCGCCUGGGGCCACCCCUGCGAGAUGUGUCCGGCCCAGCCCCACCCUUGCCGCCGCGGAUUCAUUCCCAACAUCAGAACCGGAGCCUGCCAAGAUGUGGACGAGUGCCAGGCCAUCCCCGGAUUGUGCCAAGGGGGGAACUGUCUCAACACCGUGGGCUCCUACGAAUGCAAGUGCCCGGCGGGUCACAAGCAGAGCGAGACCAACCACAAGUGCGAAGGUGAGGAGGCUCAGGGGAGAAGAAGGCAAGUCAGUUUCGGAGCAGAGUUUGGUUUGGAAAAGAAUUGUUGGGGUGGGAAGUGUAGAGCAGCAGAGGCAGAGAUGUUGCAGGUGGAAAACGUCAACCAUGGGAAUCUCCAUUCCUACCAGGGUCAUCGUGGGAUGGCCAACAACAAGCCCAACGUCAUCCUUCAGAUAGGGAAGUGCAGGGCUGACAUGUUAGACCACGUGAGGAGAACCCACCGACACCUCUUGACCGAGGUGUCCAAGCAAGUGGAGAGGGAGCUGAAAAGCCUACAGAAAUCGGUGGGGAAACUGGAGAACAAUCUAGAAGACCACGUUCCUUCAGCCGCGGAGAACCAGAGGUGGAAAAAGUCCAUCAAGUCUUGCCUGGCUAGAUGCCAGGAGACCAUUGCUCACCUGGAGAGGUGGGUCAAGAGGGAGAUUAAUGUCUGGAAGGAAGUCUUUUUCCGCUUGGAGAAAUGGGCAGACCGGUUGGAGUCUGGUGGGGGAAAGUAUUCCCAUGGGGACCAGGGCAGGCAAACGGUCUCGGUGGGAGUAGGGACCCCGGAAAUCCAACCCAGCAAAGAGGAGAUUUAUGAUUAUGCCUUAGACAUGAGUCAGAUGUACGCCCUGACCUCUCCUCCUAUUGGGGAAGACCCUAGUGCGCCCCAGCCCCAUGACUCCUAUCAGUGGAUCACUGUUUCAGAUGAUGCCCCAAGCUCUCCGGUGGAGACCCAGAUCUUUGAGGAUCCCAGGGAAUUCCUGACUCAUCUGGAGGAUUAUCUGAAGCAGGUGGGUGGGACGGAGGACUAUUGGCUCUCCCAGAUCCAGAACCACAUGAAUGGCCCUGCUAAAAAGUGGUGGGAAUACAAGCAGGACUCGGUCAAGAACUGGCUGGAGUUUAAGAAAGAGUUCCUUCAAUACAGCGAGGGCACCUUGACCAGGGAUGCCAUCAAACAGGAGCUGGAUCUCCCCCAGAAGGAUGGGGAGCCCCUUGACCAGUUCCUUUGGCGCAAGCGGGACUUGUACCAGACUCUCUACAUAGAUGCUGAGGAAGAGGAUGUCAUCCAGUAUGUCGUAGGGACCCUCCAGCCCAAACUCAAACGUUUCCUCAGCCACCCCUACCCCAAAACCUUAGAGCAGCUGAUCCAACGGGGCAAGGAAGUUGAGGGCAGCCUAGAUAAUUCUGAGGAGCCCAGUCCCCAGAGGUCCCCCAAACUCCAGCUAGGAGGAUCGGUGGAGAGUCUGCCUCCUUCUUCGACGGCUAGCCCCGUGGCUAGCGACGCAACUCAUCCAGAUGUGUCUGCCCCACCAGUCACAGUGAUCUGA
Thamnophis sirtalis is the source of this 1755-nucleotide messenger RNA. NCBI's taxonomy places the organism in Eukaryota, Metazoa, Chordata, Lepidosauria, Squamata, Natricidae. The record is from RefSeq and is a predicted model, not a curated record.